AUGCAUUACGUAGCCCUUUUCGUGGCAGCGACUGCUGCAUUGUUAGGAGCAAACGCUGCACAGGCUCCACAACAUUGGAAAGAUCUCGUCAAGCAAUACCAGGAUAAUACACUCAAGCAACUUCCGCAGGGAAAUUGUACUAAGAAGAAUAUCGUUACGCGUCCAGAAUGGGGCGAUUUGUCAGACAAGCAGCACCGAAAAUACAUCGAAGCCGUCAAAUGCUUGCACAAAAAGCCAUCCAUAAUUGGUGCCGACAAGGCGCCAGGAGCCCGGUCGCGAUAUGACGACUUCCAAGCCGCACACAUCAUCAACACUCCCCUGAUCCACGCCACAGGAAGUUUCUUCGCAUGGCAUCGGUGGUUUUUGUAUCUCUGGGACAAAGCCCUCGACGAAGAAUGUGGUUAUUCGGGGUCUCAACCGUACUGGGACUGGUCGAAAUAUGUUGACCUGCCAUUCAAGUCGAAUCCGCUGAUCGAUGGCUCCGAGACUUCAAUUUCAAGCAAUGGGAGAUACAUCCCUGGUCGUAAUGGAACCCUGCAGACAUUGCCAGUCCCGGACUCAAGUUCAAUCCCGGGGAUUUUCACCCCUCCUGGUACUGGCGGCGGCUACAUUUACGAGGGGCCAUUUGUGAACUGGACACAGCAUCUUGGACCGUAUUAUAACCAAACAGUCACAAACGGCAUCAAAGUCAAGCCAAAUCCCGGUCCGAAUGCUCUCGGAUACAACCCCCGCCCAAUCAUUCGCGACUUCAACAACACCCUUCUCCUCCAACUCAACACCUAUGACGCCGUAGUACAACUAAUUGAAAACAACACCAGCAUCCACGGCUUCCAGCCCUCAUUCUUCGGAGGCGCCCAUCUCGAAGCCCACUCCUUCAUCUCCGGCGUCGACAACGAUCUCUUCACCUCGCCAGGCGACCCGCUAUUCUGGUUCCACCACGCGCAAGUCGACCGGAUCUGGGCGAUCUGGCAGAGCGCGGAUUACGCGACGCGAGAGGCCGAGCUGGAUGGGACCAUCACGCUCACGAAUGGUAAGUAA
Messenger RNA from Bacidia gigantensis, 1038 nucleotides. RefSeq lists its product as uncharacterized. The transcript has 4 exons. Bases 1 to 1038 code for a protein of 345 amino acids. Lineage: Eukaryota; Fungi; Ascomycota; Lecanoromycetes; Lecanorales; Ramalinaceae. The record is from RefSeq and is a predicted model, not a curated record. Gene Ontology annotation, molecular function: oxidoreductase activity.